UUCCGGUGCCGAGAGAUCUCACCUCCAGUCUCCACUAGUAUAUAAACAAUUCCACACUCCACUCAGCAAGUCGCAAGUUACAGUUCGACACCAAACAUCCCCUGCGAACCCAGAAAGAAAGAUGGCAGCACGGCUCCUCCCCCUCCUCGCCCUGGCCGUCUCGCUGGCGUGGCCGGCGUCGUGCAAGCCUCUCCCGGUGCUCGUUCCGGUCACCAAGGACCCCGCCACCCUCCUCUACACCAUCCCCUUCCACUACGGGGCCGAUCUCGUCGUCGACACCGCCGGCCCGCUCGUCUGGUCCACCUGCCAGCGCGGCCACCUGCCGGCCGACUUCCCGUGCAACAGCCCCACCUGCCGCCUCGCCAACGCCUUCCACAUCCCGGGCUGCCGCGCGCGCGGCUGCGGCCACGACACGCGCAAGGACAGGACCUGCACCGCGUAUCCGUACAACCCCGUCACCGGCGCGUGCGCGCCCGGGGACCUGGUGCACACGAGGUUCGUCGCCAACACCACCGACGGCGUCCACCCGGUGAGCCAGGUGAACGUGCGGGCCCUGGCGGCGUGCGCGCCCAGCAGGCUCCUCAAGUCGCUGCCGCGGGGCGCCUCGGGCGUGGCCGGGCUCGCGGGCUCCGGCCUCGCGCUGCCGGCGCAGGUGGCGUCCGCGCAGAGCGUCCCCAACAAGUUCCUCCUCUGCCUCCCCCGCGGCGGGUCCUCCGGCAACACCGGUGUGGCCAUCUUCGGCGGCGGCCCGUUCCAGGUCUCCGCGCAGCCGGGGAGGGACUUCACGCAGGAGCUCGUCUACACGCCGCUCGUCGCCGCCAAGAAGGGCAUGCCGCCCGCGCACUACGUCUCGCUCCAGUCCAUCGCCGUGGAGAGCACCCGCGUGCCCGGCGCCGGCGCCGCGGUGGUGUGCACGAAGGUGCCCUUCACCCUGCUCCGCCCCGACGUGUACCGCCCGUUCGUGGACGCGUUCGCCAGGGCCCUGAAGGCGCAGGGCGCGCAGGGCGGGCCCGUGGCGCGGCCGGUGAAGCCCGUGCCGCCAUUCGAGCUGUGCUACGACACGCAGUCGCUGGCCAACACCCGGAUCGGGUACCUGGUGCCGGGCGUGACGCUGACGCUCGGCGGCGGCACGAACUGGACCAUGAACGGGCUGAGCUCGAUGGUGGACCUGAGGCCGGGGACGGCGUGCCUGGCGUUCUCGCGGAUGGAGGGGGUGAAGGCCGGGGACCGCAGCGCGCCGGCGGUGCUCGUCGGAGGGUUCCAGAUGGAGAACACCGUGCUGGAGUUCGACGUGGCCAGGAAGCGCCUCGGGUUCGUCAGGCUGCCCUUCUUCACGCAGUGCGGCCACUUCAAUUUCACCAAGACCACCGGCUACUAGGCCUUUUGCUGCCUCUUCUUUGGAUAAUAAAUAAAUAAAUAUGUACCUCCUCUACUCUACUGAACUAAGCACUAGCUAGCUGCUACUGGAUGCUAAGAAUUAAUGUUGUUGAUCAUGGCGGUAGCCAGCGGCGGCAUUUGUCACGCCGUUCCAUCUCAUCUUGCAAAAGUUGCUCUUCGAUCUUUUGUGUGUGAUAUGGAUUCAGAGUUUCA
Triticum urartu is the source of this 1590-nucleotide messenger RNA. NCBI's taxonomy places the organism in Eukaryota, Viridiplantae, Streptophyta, Magnoliopsida, Poales, Poaceae. The record is from RefSeq and is a predicted model, not a curated record.